This is a messenger RNA of Striga asiatica, 2235 nucleotides long. Lineage: Eukaryota; Viridiplantae; Streptophyta; Magnoliopsida; Lamiales; Orobanchaceae. The record is from the annotation of a GenBank genome assembly.
GGCGGCAGUUUGUCCGUUAAUUUCAGCCCACUCAUCAUAUGCCGCUCUCUUCCUCACACACUUCCCACACUCAGUGCGUGAACUUACAGCCAUGUCGUCGACCUGCACCCCUUCCUCAACCCACAGUCUCUGCCUCGAUCUCCCUUUAACUCCUAAAUUCGCUUCUCUACCCAAACCCUCCUUUUCCCCGCCCUCUAUUUCUUCGUCUUCUCUCUACAGUUCAUCUCCUCUUCUGCGUACAUCACAGUAUCGUCAUGCGAGCGCCCAUGGUGGUACGAAGACAAAGCCUACAAGAAAGGUACUGAAGGUUCUAAGCGCACAAAGUGGGCCAAUGAAAGUGAUGAUUUCAGGAGCCCCAGCUUCUGGGAAAGGAACUCAGUGUGAGAAGAUUGCUGAGAAGUUUGGAUUUGUACACAUUUCGACUGGCGAUAUUCUACGAGCUGAAGUAUCGGCUGGUACAGAAAUUGGGAACAAAGCAAAGGAGUACAUGGAUAAUGGUCGUUUGGUUCCAGAUGAAAUUGUCACAGCUAUGGUGACAGCCCGGUUGUCACUGAAAGAUGUAAAGGAGAAAGGAUGGCUUCUGGAUGGGUACCCAAGAAAUUCCGCCCAAGCCGAGAGUUUGGAAAAACUUAAUAUUAGGCCUGACAUUUACAUUAUUCUUGAUGUACCUGAUGAUAUCCUAAUUGACCGAUGUAUUGGGAGAAGAAAGGAUCCUGUAAGAGGAAAGAUCUAUCAUAUAAGGAACUUCCCACCAGAAAAUGAGGAAGUUAAAGCAAGGCUUGUUAUCCGUCCCGAUGACACAGAAGAAAAGGUGAAGUCACGCCUGGAAAUAUAUAAGCAAAAUGUAAAUUCUAUAUUAUCGACAUACUCAGAUGUGAUGAUUAAGAUUGAUGGAAACCGUUCUAAGGAAGUGGUUUUUCAAGAGAUAGAGACUCUGUUGUCUGGAUUACAGAAAGACAAAGAAGAAGAAUCAAAUUCAGGUAAAUUGGCAAGCCACAACACCCAGUCUGAUAAGUCAUCUCUGGAAAUGGAAAAUUGGAGAGGUAUACCAACGAGAUUGAACAACAUUCCUCACUCUAGAGAAAUCAGGAAAUAUUUUUAUGAUGAUGUGUUGUAUGCCACACAAAGUGCAGUGAGAGAUGGAAAAACUCGUUUAAAGGUGGAAAUCAGUAUACCGGAGCUCAACCCGGAAAUGGAUGUUUAUCGAAUAGGUACCUUAAUGGAGCUUGUCCGUAUUCUGGCCCUUUCCUUUGCUGAUGAUGGAAAACGUGUCAAGGUUUGUGUCCAAGGGUCCAUGGGAGAAGGUGCCCUAGCUGGUAUGCCACUGCAAUUGGCUGGAAGUCGGAAGAUUUUAGAGUUCAUGGAUUGGGGUGAUGAUGGUGCCAUGGGUACCUUUAUCAACAUUGGCUCAAUAGGUGGCAGUGAGGUUGAAGAGCAGGAUGAUAUGUUUAUCUUAGUGGCUCCACAAAAUGCAAUAGGAAAUUGUAUUAUUGAUGAUUUGAAGGCCAUGACUGAUGCUGCUGCUCAUCGUCCAGUCAUUCUUGUCAAUCCUAGGUUGAAGGAUGUACCAGGCUCAAGUGGUAUUAUGCAAACGAUGGGUCGAGAGAAGAGAUUAGAGUAUGCUGCUUCAUUUGGGAUUUGCUACUUCUUCCGAUUACUCUACUAUGCCGGGACCCAAUAUCCUAUCAUGGGUGCUCUCAGAAUGUGUUACCCAUACGAGUACGAGUUGUACAAGAGGGUGGAUGAGUCUCCAAAGAAAGAGAAAUAUGUUAUCUUGUCAAAAUUCGUGAAAAGACCAAGUGGCGAAGAAAUUAAUGAUGCAUUCGAAGGAAAAUCCAGAGAUCAAGCUAAAAGAGCAACGGGAAUAUGGGGCUUCUUGAGCAGCAUAUUUUGAGGGGAAAGGUUCUACUUUUUAGCUACUGAUAUACGAUAUCAUCAAGAAGAUUAAAUCACAAUGUCUAUUAUAAGAAUCUUCUUGUUCGGGUUUGAAGAAUGUUGCAGUGUGUUUGUAUAUAUGUAUACUAGGAGGUAUCUGCCCGUGCACAACACGACCACUAUUGAUUGUGGAGUUGAUUUUUUUUUUAGUUAUUCGUUUACUCCGCGUUGUUAUUCCCACAUCAGAUUUAGAAGUUGAGUUAAUAAGUAAAAAUAGAAUAAGUGCAUGUUCACAAUUCUUAAUAUCACAUGCAUAAUUAUACCUUAAAGUAAUAGAUUAGAACACCUUAAUAAGUUAAU